Messenger RNA from Peniophora sp. CBMAI 1063, 843 nucleotides. NCBI's taxonomy places the organism in Eukaryota, Fungi, Basidiomycota, Agaricomycetes, Russulales, Peniophoraceae. The record is from the annotation of a GenBank genome assembly.
AUGCCGAACCCCCGUUCCCGCGAGGCACAAGUAGCGAUGCGCCGCGACGCGAUUAACGCGAGCCUAGCGCGUAAACCGGCUAGGAUUUCGGUUCACUCCGCGCUGCUCGCUGCUGAGGAAAAUGCCGGGUUUGAUGCCGGCGAACUUGUGCGCGAGUACGUUGACUCUGCGCACACGGGCGUCUUUACCGUUCGGAAUACGCGCAGCCGGGUUACAGAGGAAGAUAAGGCGUACCUUGUGGAGUUGCGUAGUCAGAUUGGAUUGGGGCGCGUGAAGUCUUGGGUUGAUGCUGUCUCGGAAGCGCCGCAUCAUCGUGAUAAGCCUGAGUUCUGGCGCCACGCCUUCCAGCAUCACAAAGCAGAAAUCGUUGCUCGCGUCAACGCCCUACGCCGUCCACGCACGUCCUCGCGCCGCGGCGCUGCUGCCACCCCUUCGCGUCGCAACUCUGUUGCGCACACCUCACGUCGCGCCCGCCCUUCCGCUACCAGCAGCCGCGCAGUUCCCGCCACCCCUCAACUCUCAGCUCGCGAGGCCCGGCAGCAGGCGCGCACUGCACGCCGUGCCCAUCAGCUUGCUGCUGCGCAGCCUUCUGAGCGGAGCCUCCGGCACCAGGCCCGCGCCUUGCGCGCUGAGCAGGCCGCCCGCGACGCGCAGGUUGACGAAGUCAUUGAAGACGUCGAAGUCAAAAUGGAGGAGGACGAUUCCGCCCACGACGCGCGGGUUGAUGUAGUCUUUGAAGGUAUCGAAGGUAAGAUCGAGGACUACCACGCUUGGGCGGACCAUAUGCGGAGGAUUCAGGAAAGGCUUGAGUCUGAAAGAGCUGGAAGAGUGGGGGAUCUAUAA